Fundulus heteroclitus (mummichog) is the source of this 1968-nucleotide messenger RNA. It is a transcript of the gene pla2g12b, whose product is annotated as phospholipase A2, group XIIB. Gene Ontology annotation, cellular component: extracellular region. Gene Ontology annotation, biological process: lipid catabolic process; phospholipid metabolic process; triglyceride homeostasis. The record is from RefSeq and is a predicted model, not a curated record. Gene Ontology annotation, molecular function: A2-type glycerophospholipase activity; calcium ion binding. Bases 379 to 1230 code for a protein of 283 amino acids. NCBI's taxonomy places the organism in Eukaryota, Metazoa, Chordata, Actinopteri, Cyprinodontiformes, Fundulidae. The transcript is spliced from 4 exons.
UCACUCUUGUUUUUUCUAUUAUGACCCUUCAGUAGCUACUCUCGAAAAAUGCUCCUAAAUAGAUAAAAGCAGCAAACUUCCUGUUCUCUCUUCCGGUGUGUUCAAGCAUUGCUGACAAUGAGAGCAUUGGCUGAAUCCAAGCAGCCUUUCUGUGCGCUGACAUGCUCGGACCUUCACCCCUGAUAUGACACAGUGCCUUGCUGUCGACAAGAACCUAAUCAGAGGUCAAAGUCUGUCCUCAGGCUAACGGAGUCAGUGAGAACUAACCUUUGUGCUGUCCCUCACUGUCCUGAGCUCUUAUUUCUUUUGCAGCCUGCCUGAAGACACCUCACUUGUUGGAGAACUACCUAUGCUUGGAUUGUAGCCAGCCGAAACAACAUGUUGCUCCGGUCAUCGGCCCUGCUCCUCCUCUGUGCGUCCAUGGGCAUGUGUGCCACUUUGAGCCACUAUCAGACUGAAGCCAAUGAGGAGGGGGACGCCGCUCAAGCUGCUCCACUAGAUUCUGCUUUUAGGGGCAAAAUAUUACCGGUGGAUAAUCAGGGAGCUGACCUAACAGAAGUGGAGGUCCAAGUCAAAGAGCCAGGCAGGGACAGUGGCAAGCCCGAUGGAGACGCCAUGGAAGCUCUUGCAGAGAAAGCUGUCACACAGGAGCAACCUCCCUCUGAGGAGGAGGCCAAUGAGAUUAGGGCAGUCCAGAACAACAAGGCCUCGAACAAUGCCCUGGCACAAGAAGAUGCAAGCAGCUGGAGCCUCAACUCCAUUAGAGACAGUUUCCAGACGGUGCACGGGUACUUUGACUCGCUGGUGGAGCUGGUCGGCGGACACAACGGUGUCUGUCAGUACCGUUGCAGAUACGGGGAACUCCCACUUCCUCGGCCUGGCUACAAGCAUCAAGAACCCAAUGGCUGCAGCUCCUCUCUGGUGGGAAUCCAGGUGAAUGCUGCUUUUGACAUGGGGAUCCCUGCCAUGACACAGUGCUGUAACCAGCUGGACAUGUGCUACGAAACCUGUGGCGUGGACAAGUACGAUUGUGAUGCCAGGUUUCGCUCGUGCCUCCAUAGCAUCUGCUCUGACCUGAAGAAGAGCCUUGGGUUUGUGUCCAAAGUACAAGCUUGUGAAUCAAUGGCAGACGCCCUCUACAACACAGUGUGGACUCUGGGAUGCAGGCCUUACAUGAACAGCCAGAGGGCAUCGUGUGUCUGCGAGGGAGAGGAGAGGGAUGAACUGUGACACAGAGUACUGUGGUCAACCCCUCUGUACACACUCAUGGACAUUUCCACAUAAUACAAUAAGAGAGGACACUUUUCAUUAGAGUUCAUCAUAUCUGAAGUUGGGUUUGGUUGAAAGGCUUUAAGCAGUCAAUAAUUUGGUGUGUUCAUUAAGCAGAAAUCCAGAUUAGUAGUUUCUAAAGCCUGAAGCUAAUGGCUAGCUCGAAAACAGCCGAGAGCAAGGCAGAGUCCCACACCCACCGUCUUAAAACAACCUCAGUAUUUAAAAUGUUAUAUUUGAGAUUUUAAACAGGAUAGUUGAGUUUUAUUUAAGUAAAGGCUAGCAGAGUUAUCAUUUAUUGUUACUGUUCCCGUUGUGGAAUGCUGUCAAUAGAUCCUGUGCUGUGGAAUGCUAAAAGCUAGCUAAUUGGGUAUCAUUAUUAUAGCUUAUUUUUCUAAGCAAUUUAAACUUCAACUGUUUAAAUCCCUGAGACACAAGACUGUAUUAGAAGACGCCAACUGUCCACACUUUCACAAGAGGCCACAGUUAAAUUUAUCACUGUUUUCUAUUUAUCACUAAGUUAAGUGAGACUUCCUGUUUGCGGUAAAGCGUAUAAUGUCACUUCCUGUUGUCAAGGUGUGAAAUGUGGUAUGUUGUGCCAGACUAUCUCGCUUUUAUCUUUAAUCUCUUUGCUGUAACAUCUGUUUCUAACACAUAAGCACUUUUAAAACAUUAUCUGGUGCUGCACAUCACGUUUGG